Molecule: messenger RNA, 2343 nt
Organism: Monoraphidium neglectum
Lineage: Eukaryota; Viridiplantae; Chlorophyta; Chlorophyceae; Sphaeropleales; Selenastraceae
Product: Dynein gamma chain, flagellar outer arm
Exons: 23
Coding region: 1-2343 (780 amino acids)
Biological process (GO): microtubule-based movement
Cellular component (GO): dynein complex
Molecular function (GO): dynein intermediate chain binding; minus-end-directed microtubule motor activity; dynein light intermediate chain binding
Source: RefSeq, a predicted model, not a curated record
AUGUACCAGACCAGCCUGGCGCAGUUCAAUGAGCUGUAUGAGAAGGCCAUCGACGGCAGCGAGCGCGCCAGCCUGCCCUCCAAGCGCAUCGCCAACAUCAUUGAGCACAUGACCUACGAAAUCUACCUGUACAUCCAGCGCGGCCUGUUUGAGCGCCACAAGCUGCUGUUUGCGCUGAUGCUCACCAACAAGGUCCUCGUCAGCGCCGGCAAGAUCAAGCCGUCUGACCUGGACGUUCUGCUCAAGGGCGGCGGCGCCCUGGACAUCACCAGCGUGCGCAAGAAGCCCAAGGAGUGGAUCCCGGACGCUGUGUGGCUCAACGUGGUGGCACUGUCCGCCAUGGACGCGUUCAGGGACAUCCCUGACAGCGUGUUCCGCAACGACGGGCUGUGGCGGCAGUGGUACGAUCAGGAGGCACCAGAGAUGGCCAAGGUCCCUGACUACGAGGACCGCCUGUCGCGGUUCGAGCGCAUGUGCGUGGUCAAGGCAUUCCGCGAGGACCGCACCCUGGUGGCCGCGGCAGACUACAUAUCUGACGCCCUGGGGCAGCGCUUCGUGGAGAGCGUGCCCCUCAGCAUGGAGCGCGCGUGGGCGGAGUCCCGCGCGCGCGUGCCGCUCAUCUGCCUGCUCAGCCCCGGCUCCGACCCCACCAAGCUGAUCGAGGACCUGGCCAAGAGGAAGAAGAUCAAGACGCUGGGGGUGUCCAUGGGGCAGGGCCAGGAGGUCAUCGCGCGCAAGUACGUGGCGACCGCUGCUGCAGAAGGACAGUGGGUGCUGCUGCAGAACACGCACCUGGGGCUGGGGUACCUGGCCGAGGUGGAGCAGUACCUGGUCAAGGCGGAGGAGCUGCACGAGGACUUCAGGCUGUGGAUUACUGCGGAGCCGCACCCCCAGUUCCCAAUCGGCCUGCUGCAGAUGGGCAUCAAGAUCACCAACGAGGCCCCAGUGGGCAUCAAGGCCGGCCUGAGGGCCUCCUACCAAUGGGUCAACCAGGACAUGCUUGACGCGGUGGGCCGCCAGGAGUGGCGCCAGCUGCUGUUUGUCAGCUGCUUCCUGCACAGCGUCGUGCAGGAGCGCCGCAAGUUUGGCCCCAUCGGCUGGAACGUUCCCUACGAGUUCAACGCGUCAGACCUCAGCGCCUGCACCCAGUUCCUGCAGAACCACCUGCUGGAGAUGGACGCCAAGAGGGCGUCCCAGCCGACGUGGGAGACCGUGCGCUACAUGGUGUCUGUCAUCCAGUACGGCGGCCGCAUCACGGACGACUUUGACCAGCUGCUCAUGGACACGUUCGCAGAGAAGUACUUCCACCCCGGGGUGCUGCAGGCCGGCUACGAGCUGCACCGUGACGAGCGCAGCGGGUUCAGCUACCGCGUGCCCGACGGCGCCGAGGUUGAGGCCUUCAGGGCCGCAAUAGAGGCCCUGCCCGUACAGGUGCGUGACGCCAUGUCCACCAUCCUGGACACCAUGCCCAAGGGCGCCGGCGGCGGGGGCGGCCUCAGCCGCGAGGAGGCGGUGGACCACAUCUGCGAGGACCUCCUGUCAAAGGUUCCGCCGCUCUUCGACAAGGAGGAGACACGGGAGCGCCUGCGGAAGCUGCCGGGAGGCGCGACGCAGCCGCUCACGGUCCACCUGCGCCAGGAGCUGGACCGCAUCAACGUGGUGCUGCAGGUCGCAAAGUCAACACUCACAAACCUGCGCCUCGCAAUCGCCGGCACCAUCGCCCUGAGUGGCAACCUCAUAGAGUCCCUGGACGCCCUCUUCAUGGCGCGCAUCCCCGCUGCCUGGCUCAAGUGCAGCUGGGAGGCCGCCACGCUGGGCGCAUGGUUCGCGGGGCUGCUGCAGCGCCACGACCAGCUGGCCAAGUGGCUGACGAUGGGCCGGCCCCGUGCCUACUGGCUCACGGGCUUCUUCAAUCCUCAGGGGUUCCUGACGGCCAUGAAGCAGGAGGUGAACCGCCGCCACGCGGCAGACAAGUGGGCCCUGGACGACGUGGUCAUGACCAGCGAGGUGACGCACCCCCCCAAGGAGUACGAGUCCCUGAAGGACAGCCCCUCUGAGGGGGUCUACGUCUACGGCCUCUACCUGGACGGCUGCGCAUGGAGUGGGCGUGAGAACCGGCUGGUGGACUCUGAGCCCAAGAAGCUCUACCACUCACUGCCGGUGCUCUACGUGACGGGCGUGCAGGCCAAGGACCGCCGCCGCGCGGGCGUGUUUGAGGCGCCAUGCUACCGCGUCAAGGCACGGCGCGGCAACAACUUCAUCACCACCUUCAGCCUGCGGACAGAGGACGACAAGUCAAAGUGGACCAUACGCGGCGUGGCGCUGCUCUGCAGCGUGGACUAG